AUGAGCUCGGAAACUGUUGCGCAGCAUUACAACGCAGUACGACAGGAUGGGAUUGCUGGCCGAGCAGAAAGUAGAAUUUUCUACCUACGAAACCUCAAUAACUGGAUCAAAAGCGAGUUGAUAAACGAAGCUAUGCAUUUGCUUCGAAAUGAAGCUGUCAAUAAAAUGUUCCGACCUCGUGUGCUUGAUUUGGCUUGUGGCAAAGGAGGAGACCUUAGAAAGUGGAAAAUAGCAAAUGUUGAUAGCGUGGUUAUGGCUGAUGUUGCUGAAGUUUCUCUGAGUCAAGCGAAAGAAAGAUAUAACGAAAUGGCCGAACGAGAACGCGGAUUAUUUCCAGCAGAAUUUGUUCAUUCAGAUUGCUGUAAGGAUAAUCUGAAGUCUCAAAUCACGUCUCAUCCAGAGUUUGACCUCAUUAGUUGUCAAUUUGCUCUUCAUUAUUCAUUCAUUGACGAACAAUCAGCUCGUACUUUUCUACGUAAUGCAACGGAAACAUUACGACCGGGUGGAUUUCUGAUAGGAACCCUUCCUGAUGCUGAGAGGAUCGUGUGGGCUGUACAACAAAACGAUGGUGAAUUCAAAAAUGCUGUCUGUAGUGUUCAAUACGACAAUAAGGAUGAGAUGAAGAAUCCGCCUCUGUUUGGUGCGAAAUUCCAUUUCACACUGGAUAGCCAAGUGAACUGUCCAGAAUUCUUGGCCUACUUUCCACUUGUGAAGCAUCUUCUGGAAGAGUUGGACAUGGAACUUGUGUUCAUGCGACGUUUUCCGGAGGCUCUGCAGCAUUGGAAGUCCACGGGAGCUGGGUUGCUCGCUAGAAUGCAAGCCCUAGAGCCGUAUCCAUCGAGAAAUGGUGCCAAACUGUCAGGUGAAGAUAUUGAGUACGAACAAGCGGAAGAGUUUGUGAAAAAACUUGAUGCAAGCGAAAACCCAACUGUUGGUACAUUAUCAAAAUCGGAAUGGGAAGCAUUUUGUAUGUACCUCGUGUUUGCUUUUCGAAAGAAAGGAGGAACCAGAGAGUCAGGAUCGAGUGAAGGUGGACCCAGGAAAAGCGACGAAGCUCCUGAAGUCAAACGAGCAAGAACAGAAGAGGAUGAUGAAGAAACCACAAGUUGA
Necator americanus (New World hookworm) is the source of this 1110-nucleotide messenger RNA. RefSeq lists its product as uncharacterized. Gene Ontology annotation, cellular component: nucleus. Gene Ontology annotation, molecular function: mRNA 5'-cap (guanine-N7-)-methyltransferase activity. The coding region runs from base 1 to 1110 and encodes 369 amino acids. NCBI's taxonomy places the organism in Eukaryota, Metazoa, Nematoda, Chromadorea, Rhabditida, Ancylostomatidae. The transcript is spliced from 8 exons. The record is from RefSeq and is a predicted model, not a curated record. Gene Ontology annotation, biological process: 7-methylguanosine mRNA capping.